AUGUCAAAUAAAUUAGUACUUAUUGUAAUAGGAAUGAUCUUCCUUGGUGCGAUGAUCUACUUAGCAAUAUUAUUGAGCUCCUCAUCAAAAACUGAAAGCGUCGACCUGAAUAAAAACACCUCUCCAGGCGUUUCUAAAAACUCUGCCCCAGCGAACCAAGUCGAGGGCCUUGAAAACUCCGAAAAAGAAACCAAAGUAGGCGCGAGGAUGUUAUUACUCCGAACAACAUUCAACAACAAGAUCGCGCCGGAGGAUUAUCACAAACUAGCCAAAGGUUUGGCGAGAAAGUUCAACUCGGAUUUAAUGGACGAAUCGGUCCCCAAAAUAGGAAAAAUAGCGUCCUUGGGGAUCACGAUGUUGUCAGCUUACGCCAAGAAUAAAGACUCCGCUUACCGGAGGAUUGCGGAGUAUCUAAUCAAUCGCCUGGACGUCGAAUUGAAGAAGCUCGUGGAAAAGAACGAGCAGGCACCCUGGAAACAGAACUGGUACGACGUCGGUGUCCUGCUGCCACGCAUGCUCACGAUGUACGAGUUCCUGGGGACGAAAGACAACUACAAGGUCAUCUGCGCGCAAUAGAUCCGAGAGAUCCUCGGCAAAACAAGGACCGGCAUCGAGCUGGUGUGGAUCGCAAUCCCGAGUAUCGUCACCAAUUUUAUCUACGAUGCAGACUUCCAAAGCUCCCAGAUGAAGACGCCGAAGUUCCAAGCGGUGAAGGACGCAAUGGUCGUCGCAAGUAUCGCCGAGUCUGCGACGCUCACAAACGGACUCCACAAGGACGGGUCGUACAUUUACAACAAGGUGGCGACGUACUGGCCCCUGAUAGAGUCCCGGGAGUUCUACUCGAAAGUAUUCUGGGCGUUGAUGAUCACAAUCGACAACGACGCAAUCGAAGAAAUAUUGAACGACAUCUUGCACCCGGAGCUGGACUUUGUGCCCAUGGGGCUGUUUGGGCGCCAGCCGCAGCUCACUUGGCAGCAAACUGUGACCCCUGGCUUGCCGAACUUCUCCACCUUGACGGCGAAUGAGAAGAAGGUUCAGAUCUGGCCAGUCAGUGGGCUGGGCGUGCUUAAGACCGACCGGUUCGCGUUCUGGCUCCGCGUUCAGCGGAACGGUAUCGCCGCGUACGAAAGUGACCAGGAGAACUUUGAGUACGCCGCGGGGUGGAUCCAGAUGCGGAAGUUGUACCAGGUGAAGAACAAGGGUGACUACCUAAAAACUCUGACCCGGGCGGAUCUCAAAAAACAGCCCGGCGUAAUUUAAUACGCAGACGAUAACGAUGCUGACUUUAAUAGUUUUAAACCUGCUAAGGAAGAUUUUGUUAAGACACACGAUGCGACGGUUCUUGAGUCGCACAUCGGGCACUUUGAGAUCCCCGACCGCGUGCUAUACUGGUAGAACAAGUACAAGUUCGGGUUUUACGGGAGUGAAACGGUAAUAUUCGAACGCGGCGUCUGCACUAGUAACGGGUUGGUUGUACGUCUGAAGGUUACUAAUAAGUCCGGAAAAACUUUAAUGGUUAGGACGAAGGAUGAACAUCUUGGCGAUACGAAUUUCAAGUGCACUGUUGACAGUGUAGCCAACUCCGACGGUAUCGUAACUGUUGAAAAUAAUAAAGAGCCGCUUAUCGAUUGGCGGCAAGAAUUUGACAAGACGGAUUCGCAGAAAAUAGUUACUUGGGUAGAGAGCGAAGAGAUGGCGUUCAAAAUUAAUAAUGUUAAAUACGAAAUUAACCCGCAAAAACAAGAUCAUUUUGUGCUGAAAGAUACCAAGUUGCUUGUCGGUGGAAGUUCCAAGACUAAUUUGUCAGAUCCGAUUAAUUAUAACGGGGAAAAUCCGCCCGCGCAAUGUAAAUUUGAUGAUAGAUCGAUGAUGUACAAGCCAUCAUGA
Cotesia congregata is the source of this 1887-nucleotide messenger RNA. The record is from the annotation of a GenBank genome assembly. NCBI's taxonomy places the organism in Eukaryota, Metazoa, Arthropoda, Insecta, Hymenoptera, Braconidae.